AUGCGCGCAACCAAAGUAGUAUUUCGUCUUCUCAAUAUAUAUCACAAUUGCUUGUCACUGACGAUUAUUCGAACAGUGGCUGCAGGGAGUCGUUAUCUUAGAGAAGAUACAGAUAAUCUGAAACGUCAGACAACAGCAAACGAUCCCCAGCGUCGCAUAGCCUUUAAUCAGAAAUGUGCCGGAGUUGUUCCGAGUGUAACAGUACCUGCAGGAGCCUCUGAAACCGGAUUUUCAGGGGGUGCGGGAGGUUUCAGCGCAGGUGGUGGAGGUGGAGGAUUCAGCUCAGAUGACAGUGGAAGCUUUACUGCAAGUGAUGACUCUGGAGGGUUCGCUACAGGGACCAGCGGAGGCGCAUUUAAUACAGGAAGCGGAUUCGGUAAUGGAGGCUUUGCCACUGAGACCGGAGAUGAUAACGGUGGAGCUCCAGCUGCAACAGGGUCUCCCUUUGGUGAAUCCAGCAGCGGAGGUUCGAGCUCCAGUGGAGGUUCUAACUCUGGAGAUUCAAGCUCAGGAGGUUUAUCAGGGGGAUCUAAUUCAGGCUCCAACUCGGGCUCCAGCAAGUCAGGCCCGGUCGCAGGACAGGGAGGAACAUCAGGAUCAGAUAGUAAGGCCAGUGGAGACCUCCCAACAGCAAAACUAUCCAUGCGUUCGCUUUAUAGUGGAUUCGGGUUCAUUUCGAUCGUUACUCUAUUUGUGAUUUUUUAA
Messenger RNA from Psilocybe cubensis, 705 nucleotides. RefSeq lists its product as uncharacterized. The transcript is spliced from 3 exons. Bases 1 to 705 code for a protein of 234 amino acids. The record is from RefSeq and is a predicted model, not a curated record. Lineage: Eukaryota; Fungi; Basidiomycota; Agaricomycetes; Agaricales; Agrocybaceae.